Molecule: messenger RNA, 1773 nt
Organism: Humulus lupulus (European hop)
Lineage: Eukaryota; Viridiplantae; Streptophyta; Magnoliopsida; Rosales; Cannabaceae
Product: gibberellin 20 oxidase 1-D-like
Exons: 3
Coding region: 281-1444 (387 amino acids)
Biological process (GO): gibberellin biosynthetic process; response to light stimulus; flower development
Molecular function (GO): gibberellin 20-oxidase activity
Source: RefSeq, a predicted model, not a curated record
CACUCAUCCUCCCAAUGAGCGGCCUUGGCUUUUCUCUCAUCAUACCUCUCAAACUUAUGCUACUCUCUCCCUCCUCCCUCUCUCUCUUUCUCGUAACUAAUAUUAUAGCCCACUCAAAAAUCUCUCUUCUUCUCUCCCACCACCGUUAAUAUUUUUUUCCCUUUACUACCUCAAAACUCUCGCUCAUACUUAAAAAUUUGUAGCACCAAAAAGAAGAAAAACAAGACUAAAAACAAAAGGAAAAGAAAAAAAAAAUAGAGUAUUGCCAUUAAAUGCAAUAAUGGCAAUUGAUUGUAUAAGUACCAUGACUACCCCAAACAAAGCAUCCAUGCCUCGUCAUCUUUCGAAAGUCGAAGAGCCACAUGACGAUCAUCGGAAACAGCUAGUUUUUGAUGCUUCGGUGCUUCGACACCAGUCGAACAUACCGACCCAAUUCAUAUGGCCAGACGAGGAAAAGCCCUGUGCCAAUGCCCCAGAGCUCCAUGUACCGCUCAUCAACUUGGGGGGCUUCUUGUCCGGUGACCCGGAAGCAGCAAUGGAGGCCUCCCGGCUCGUAGGAGAGGCUUGUGAAAAGCAUGGCUUCUUUCUUGUCGUCAAUCAUGGCGUCGAUUCCAAGCUCGUUACCGAUGCCCACCGCUACAUGAAUGAAUUCUUCGAAUUACCACUUCAGAAAAAACAGAGAGCUCAGAGGAAAGUAGGGGAACACUGCGGCUACUCCAGUAGUUUCACUGGUCGUUUCUCAUCGAAACUCCCCUGGAAGGAAACACUUUCUUUCCGCUACUCCGCCAAGAAAAACUCCGACAACGUCGUCAAAGACUAUCUCCGAAACAAAAUGGGUGAAGAGUUCGAACAAUUCGGGAAGGUUUACCAGGAUUACUGUGAUGCCAUGAGUAAGCUUUCUCUCGGAAUCAUGGAGCUUCUGGGAAUAAGCCUCGGAGUAGGCAAAGCCCAUUUCAAGGAUUUUUUCGAAGACAACGAUUCUAUAAUGAGACUCAAUUACUACCCUCCAUGCCAGAAACCCGAUCUCACAUUAGGAACCGGACCUCAUUGUGAUCCAACAUCUCUAACCAUUCUCCACCAAGACCAAGUGGGAGGACUCCAAGUAUUCGUCGACGACGAAUGGCGUAUCAUUGCUCCAAAUUUUGACGCCUUUGUUGUUAACAUCGGUGACACCUUCAUGGCUCUUUCGAAUGGAAGGUACAAAAGUUGUUUGCACCGAGCGGUGGUGAAUAGCAAAGCGUCAAGAAAAUCUCUGGCAUUCUUUUUAUGUCCCGGAAAUGAUAAAGUGGUAAGUCCACCAAGUGAAUUAGUGGACCAUUCAAGCCCUCGGGUUUACCCGGAUUUCACUUGGCCUAUGCUCCUUGAGUUUACUCAGAAGCAUUACAGAGCUGACAUGAAGACCCUACAAAUCUUCUCCAAGUGGCUACGCCAGAACAACAACUGAGAGAUAUUUCAUCAUAUACAAAAUCUGGGCUUGUUAUGGGAUCGAUCUCUCUAGUGCGUAAAAGAAAAAGUUAAAAAAAAGAAAUUGGCGUUCAGGAGAGCAAUGAUUGAGAUGAAGGGAAAAGUUGGGUUUUUUUUUUUUUUUUUUUAAUUUGGAAACAAGGAAAGAAGAAUAUUUUUAAUGUGUUAGUUAGCUAUAUAGCGUUAGGGAUGAAAAGUUAAGACAGUGAGGUAUAUGGAACCAAUAAAAAAUGCUGGGCUCAACAACAGCUAAGUUUUGUAAUUUGUCUUCCAUAAUUUAUAUAAAUAUAUAUAGAAAGCUUAUCAAUA